Brassica oleracea var. oleracea is the source of this 1415-nucleotide messenger RNA. Its product is annotated as pectin acetylesterase 2-like. Gene Ontology annotation, cellular component: plant-type cell wall. The record is from RefSeq and is a predicted model, not a curated record. Gene Ontology annotation, molecular function: pectin acetylesterase activity. Bases 43 to 1293 code for a protein of 416 amino acids. The transcript has 12 exons. Gene Ontology annotation, biological process: cell wall organization. Lineage: Eukaryota; Viridiplantae; Streptophyta; Magnoliopsida; Brassicales; Brassicaceae.
AGGUUUCUGAUCAAGUAUGAACCACCUUGUGUCUCCUUUGAAAUGAAGAAACUUUUAUGGAGUCUGACUCUGUUUGGUGUCUUCUUAAUCCUCCCUGUUAAUGGGGUGAUGGAGUAUGAUAAAAUGGAGAAGUUCACAGAUUUUAAUGGGACAAAUGUGUAUCAGACCGAAAAUGAUGUCAAUUCCAAAGCAAAGGUUACAAUGGUAGGACUCACUCUCAUUAAAAAUGCUGCUCUGAGAUCAGCAGUGUGUCUAGAUGGAAGUCCUGCUGGUUAUCAUUUUCAUCCCGGUUCUGGUUCAGGAGCAAAGAAUUGGCUCGUUCAUUUGGAGGGAGGCGGAUGGUGUAGUGACACUGAAAGUUGUGAAUACAGCAAAAGAACUAGUCACGGAUCGUCCAAGCAUAUGGAGAAAAAGAUACCUUUUACAGGAAUUCUAAGUGACAAAGCCUCCGAAAAUCCAGACUUUUAUAACUGGAACAGAGUAAAAGUUAGGUACUGUGACGGUGGAUCCUUUAUGGGAGACAAUGAAAAUAAGGAUGCAAAACUUCAGUUUAGAGGAAAGCCAAUAUGGACUUCUGUUAUGACAGAUUUGUUGGGGAAUGGAAUGGAACAUGCAAAGCAGGGUCUGCUCUCUGGAUGUUCUGCCGGAGGCCUUGCAGCAAUAUUCCAAUGUGAUGACUUUAAGAGUUCACUCCUUUCUUCCACCAGGGUAAAAUGUCUGAGUGAUGCUGGCUUUUUCGUUGAUGCCACCGAUGUCUCUGGAGAUCGAUCUCUGAGACAGUUAUACACCGAUGUAAUAGAAUUUCAGAGUAUUACAAACAAUCUCCCUAAUGACUGUUUAAAUCGUCUUAAUCCAACUUCGUGUUUUUUCCCACAAAACCUAAUAAACCAAGUCAAGGCUCCAUUGUUUAUUCUAAAUGCUGCAUACGAUUCUUGGCAGAUCCAAGAGAGUUUAACUUCUAAAUCUGCAGAUCCAACUGGAAGUUGGGCUGACUGUACAUUUAACAUCGCCAAGUGCAAUGAAUCCCAGAUCAAGUUCUUUCAAGAGUUCAGGACUCAUAUGGUGAAUUUGCUCGGUGGAUUCAAAGAGCAACGUAAGAAUGGAGUGUUUCUUAACUCGUGCUUUUCUCAUUGUCAAACAGAGAGCCAUGACACAUGGUAUUCCAAAAACUCUCCUUCGGUUAAGAACAAGAGGAUUGCAGUUGCUGUGGGAGAUUGGUUUUUCGAAAGAGGAGGAGCAAAAUUCAUAGACUGUCCUUAUCCUUGUGACAAGACUUGCCGCAAUUUAAUCUAAGAAAAUAAAUUUGUUUUGUGUUUCUAUUUUUUUGGCAUUCAAAUCUUUCUUUCAUUCUUCUUUACAAUAAAAAACCAAAAUAAAAUAGAAUUCCUAAAACGAUUUAUCUAACCAAAUUGGUA